Molecule: messenger RNA, 1670 nt
Organism: [Candida] anglica
Lineage: Eukaryota; Fungi; Ascomycota; Pichiomycetes; Serinales; Debaryomycetaceae
Source: the annotation of a GenBank genome assembly
AAUUACUGUUUUCAUAGUUUAACUGAAAUAUCAAUUCUUUCAACUUUCCGUUUUAACAUGACCAAGCCAGAAGCCAAGGAUUUAAGCCAUCAUCUCUCUGUGGAAGCUCGUUCCAGAAAGAACUCACCAUUGAAGUCUGCCUUCAAGUACUAUAACCUUCCAGGUAUGACUUUCUUGGGUGGUGGAUUACCAUUGGCCGAUUAUUUCCCAUUUGACUCAAUUUCUGCUGACGUUCCUACUGCUCCUUUCGCUAACGGUAUUGGUGCUCAAAUCACCAAGGAUGACAAGACUGUUGUAGAAGUUCACAAGAGAAAGGAAUUCAACUCAAAGGAUAUCUCUGACGUUGAACUUUCUCGUGCUCUUCAAUAUGGACAUACUGAAGGUCAACCAGAAAUUCUCAACUUCUUGAAGGAACAUACUGAAAUGGUUCAUAAGCUUCCUUACAGCGAUUGGGACUUGAUUUCCUCCGUUGGUAACACCCAAUCAUGGGACGCCACUUUAAGAACUUUCUGUUCUCGUGGAGAUUCCAUUCUUGUUGAAGAAUACAGUUUCAGUUCUGCAUUGGAAACUGCUCAUGCCCAAGGUGUUAACACCAUCCCAGUCCAAAUGGAUAGCGAAGGUAUUGUUCCAAAGCUUUUGGCCACUCAAUUGGAUCAAUGGGUUGGAGCUAAGCCAAAGUUUAUUUACACAAUUUGUACUGGUCAAAACCCAACUGGUUCUUCUCUUUCUGCUGAAAGAAGAAAGGAAAUCUAUGAAAUUGCCGUCAAGCAUGACAUCUUAAUCAUUGAAGAUGAACCUUACUACUUCUUGCAAAUGGAAACAUAUACUUCUGAUGUCUCUGCUAGAAGCAAGAAGGCUGUCCAUUCCCAUGAAGAAUUCCUCAAGGCUAUGGUUCCUUCUUUCCUUUCUAUUGAUAUCGAAGGUAGAGUCAUUCGUCUUGACUCUUUCUCCAAGGUUUUAGCUCCAGGUCUCAGAUUCGGGUGGAUUGUCGGUCAAAAGAACUUAUUGGAAAGAUACACUAGACUUCAUGAAGUUUCCAUUCAAUGUCCUUCUGGUUUCACUCAAUCCUUGACCAAUGGUUUGCUCCAAAGAUGGGGUCAAAGUGGCUACUUGGAUUGGUUGAUUGGCUUACGUUCUGAAUACACUCACAAGAGAGAUGUUGCCAUCGAUGCCAUCGCCAAGUUCUUCCCUAAGGAAAUUACUGAGUACGUCCCACCAGUUGCCGGUAUGUUCUUCACCACUGGUUUCGAUGCUUCUAAGCACCCUAAGUUUGAAGAGUUCGGUAGAGACCCACUCAAGGUUGAAGCUGCCCUUUAUGAAAGAGGUUUGGAACAAGGAUGUUUGAUGAUUCCAGGUUCCUGGUUCAAGUCCCAAGGAGAAACCACUCCUAAGCAACCUGAAGUGCCAACUGCUACUAGUCCUAACCACAUUUUCUUUAGAGGUACUUACGCUGCUGUUCCAUUGGAUGCAUUGACUGUAGGAUUGGAAAAGUUUGGUAAGGCUGUUGAACUUGAAUUUGGUCUUUAAGUGAAAAGGUCGAACUCGUACUCAAAAGUGAAAAAAAAAAUAACCAUUAUGCACGAGGUUGUUGUAAUUAAUUGCUCUCUGGUAAGACUAGAUUAGUUCUAUUUAUCUAAACUAUAAUAUAAUACUAUAUGAUAUAUGCAAAA